UCCACACCCCUGCACAGUCACACUCAUGCACAUGCUUACAGUAGCAGUAAGAUCAGCAACUCAGAUGAGAACUGUUGUGACAUAGAGAUCAACUCUAUUGGACAUGUUUUUCUACAUACCUGCUUUUAUAGAGGAUUACACGAACCGCCAUGAAGAUCAAGAGACUUGCUCCUCCUCAAAUGUCUUAGGAGUUUGAGAUGAAUAUGAAGACAGACUCUGCCGCUGCUUGUGAGAUUAAGAAGGAGCUGCUGCUGAGUUGUUUCUCAACAUCUGGAACAUCAGAGCAGCAAUGGACCUGACUUUGUGGCAGUACCAGUUCAGAAUAAUCAUGCUGGGAGAUUCCACUGUGGGCAAGUCUUCACUGCUAAAGCGCUACACUGAGGACUUGUUCCUUGAGUCCAUUAACCAAACAGUAGGUGUAGAUUUUUAUGUUCAUUUCCUGGAGGUGGAGCCAGGGGUCCGUGUCAAGCUACAGUUUUGGGACACAGCUGGGCAAGAGAGAUUCAGGUCAGUGACCCGUUCUUAUUAUCGCAACUCAGUUGGGGCCCUGCUGGUGUUUGACAUGACCAGUCGAGCUUCUUUUGACCAUAUUAAGGAGUGGCACGCUGAGGUGUGCGAGCGAGUGCAGCCACAUAAAGUUCUAUUUGUCCUGGUGGGUCAGAAGAGUGACAGAGAUGCUUUUGGGGAGAGGAAGGUGAGCCGAGAAGAGGCAGAGAAGUUUGCCGGACAGCUAGGGAUGCCCUACGUGGAGGCCUCUGCAAAGACUGGGGAAAAUGUGAAAGAGUCCUUUGAGCUCCUCACUCGAAGGAUCUACCAGGGUCUGAUGAGUGGAGAGGUGGAGCUGCAAGAGGGCUGGGAUGGUGUGAAGUGCGCAGCUCCACAGGCGCUGCAGUUACAAAGAGCCAGCAUGUCUCAGCCCAGCACAGUUGACAACAACAACAGGAAGUGUUGUGGGUAAACAAUGAACUCAAUGUCACCGUAGGACCAAAACUGCCCACAGGAAGUUGGAUUUAUAGUGAUAGUGUUGUCAAUGUCCAACCAUCAUGUAUCAUAUUGACUGCAUUUUUGCACCCUUUUCUGUAUGAAAAUAAAGAUUUAAUCAUUCGGUAAAGCAAGUUGAAUGAAUCCUGAAAGCUGGAGAUAUCAGUUUAAAAUUCGUGCAAAUUACAUUUUGACUUGUUGAGCACAAACAUGCUGAUUGUUUCCGAGCAAAAUAUCUUGGCUACUAUUUGAUUUAUUAUUGUUCAAGAGGCUCAGUGUAAAGUCUAAUCACUUCACUCAUGAGUUUGUACAAACAUUCUUAGCAUUAGCUUCUGGCUAAAAGGUGCUCGGUGAGGUCAAGCCUCACAAAUCUGCAACUGUGGCCCACUUAAAAACACGGGUUAUAGAUUUUUAUUUUGUAAGACUCAUUUUUAUUUUAUUUUUUUUUUAUUAUUUUUUUUGCUAUGCCCACAGUCUAUCACACUAAUGGACUUGAGGUCAUUACUUGCCUCAUUUCAGAGGGAGCAGGGUUUGGAAAGGUGAUAUGCACUGUGUUUUUUGCUUUUUUUCUUAAUCCGUCUACUAGAUGCUUAAAAAAGUGACCGGGUUGCAAACACAUUCCAUCUAAAUGCAGGGGAUAAUAUCACAUUUUUUGUACUAUUGAUUUUUGUGAUUUAAGACCUUUAGCUUACACUAGAAAAGUGGUUUCCCAGCCUGAGGGGAACUGCAGGAUAUCUGAGAGGUCAGCAGGUGUGCACUUCUGCAUUUUAUUAAAGACAUACAAUGUAAUUUUCCUCAAAGGGAGGAAAGGAUUGCAUCUUCCACAUGGUUGGAGCCACUGUGCUACAAUUACAUUCUGCAUUAUUCCUUAGGACCAAUUUCAGAACAAAACAAAACAAAAAAACAAAAAUCCAUUAUUCUUGUCUGUUACUUGUUGUUUGUGACUGGUAGCAGUAAAGGUACCGAGGAUCUUAAGUGAACACAUCUUUUGGUCCUGAGUCCAUGUACAGAAUAAAGUUUGUUACACUAUUGACUGCACAGCAUCCUGCUGAGUGAACAAGUAGUUUUCAGGUGCUGUUAUUGAAAUUAAAUAAACUAACUCUUGGACGCCUCUUGAUCUUACAUUUUUAACAUUGAAUGGUUUCCAAAUCUAUUAUGGUUCAUCUGACUCAUUACCAGCUUUCCGUGUUUCUGCAGCCCCAAAAUGAAAAGAAUUUAUUUUACAAGACAUAACAGGCAGCUUAUAGUCGUUUCCACAUUUUAGCCUGUGGGCUUGGUUCACUCAAAGCAGGCAACUGAACUCAUUAAAUUAACUGAAGUUCUACCUCAACUUGGCUCUUCAAAAAUUAGCAUUUUUACAUCAGUACAUCCACUGAGACUGUCGAGCAGAUGUUAAAAAUUGAUGUAACCACAAACAUCAAUUUGCUUCUUGAUACCUUUAAUUUAAAACAAAUUCCCUACUAACUUUAAUACAGCCAUUCACACGUUCAGAACAUUUUUUGACUGAAUAAGAAAAAAACAUUAAGGUUAAAAAUUCUGAUGUAAACUUUAUUUUGUCAAUGUUUUGAUUAUGUUUUGCAGAGUCGCCAAAGGGGAAACUAUGUUUGCAAUUAUGGCUAAAACAAAUGUCUUAUAUAUAACUGUCAUAGUAACAGUUACAUAACAGCACAUACAUGUCUGAAAAUAAAAGGAAAGUAAUUCCUGGAUGUCUUUGCAGCAUCAAUUAAGUGGGU
Messenger RNA from Melanotaenia boesemani (Boeseman's rainbowfish), 2714 nucleotides. RefSeq names its product RAB42, member RAS oncogene family (gene rab42b). NCBI's taxonomy places the organism in Eukaryota, Metazoa, Chordata, Actinopteri, Atheriniformes, Melanotaeniidae. The transcript is spliced from 3 exons. Bases 290 to 958 code for a protein of 222 amino acids. Gene Ontology annotation, molecular function: GTPase activity; GTP binding. The record is from RefSeq and is a predicted model, not a curated record.